GAAAUCCGACACCGGAACUAGCUGUAGUCGUCGCGUCGACCUUGACGGAGGUUGAGUUUUGAAGGGGAGCCAACGGACGGAGCCUCUGAUCCCGCAGACCCUCACCAGACCUCGUCCCGCUGCACAUAUUACAGCUUAAAUGUAAAAACAAGUGCUGGUACUUAGUUAGGUAAAAAUAAAUAUAGAACUUUCCUUUAAAGAGUGGAUCUCAGCUUUCUUUUUUCUUCUUCUUCUUGUGAUUGAGAGUGGAGAAGUAGACUACAGCUAGAAGAGCUUUUUAUUAGCUUGUGUCAACUUUGUGGAAAUAUGUAACUGAGAGAAAUGAGACUGUAACAUGGAGCAGUCUGCUACUCUGGACAUAGAGACCCUCAAGAUUACCCAGGAGCAGUUUAUCCUUGCAUCCCAGUCCCUGCACCUCCAGCGCCCGGGCUGUGAGGCUGUGUACCCAGUGGGUCUUUAUGGCUGGAGGAAAAGAUGCCUCUAUUUCUUCCUGCUGCUGCUCCUGGUCACCAUGAUAGUUAACCUGGCCCUCACUGUCUGGAUCAUAAAGGUCAUGAAUUUCUCAGUGGUUGGGAUGGGAAACCUCCAGCUGAACCAGGACGGGAUACGCCUGGAGGGAAUCAGCGAGUUUCUGCUGCCUCUGUAUGUGAACGAGAUCCAGUCCAGGAGGGACAGCUUGUUGGUCUUGCGGUCAGAGAAGAACGUAACGCUGAAUGCCAGAAACAGCCAAGGCCAGCUAACCGGUCAGCUGACUGUGGGACCUGAUGCUGUGGAGGCUCAGUGUCAGAGGCUGGAGGUGCGAAGCAGAGACGGCAGCAGACUCCUGUUCACUGCAGAUGAGGAGGAGGUUAUCAUGACAACAGAAAAGUUCACAGUCACAGGCUCGGAAGGCGCCAUGUUCGGCCACUCAGUAGAAACUCCCCUGAUCCGGGCGAGGGCUUCUGAAGACCUGAAACUGGAGUCUCCGACACGAACGCUGACCAUGGAGGCUCCCAGAGGGGUGGAGGUGAACGCUGCCAAGGGGACGCUCAGGGUCAACGGUCGCAAGGACCUACAGCUGGAGUCCACAGAGGGAGAGAUACUCUUAGACGCCAACAGCGUUCAUCUUGGAAACCUCCCACUUGGCACAUACGCAGCGUCUCCCGUCGAGGCCUCCCAGGAACAGGCGGUGUACGAGGUGUGCGUUUGCCCCAGCGGCAAGAUCUACCUCUCUCCUGCAGAGACCAGCUCCACCUGCCAGGCCAUGAGCAACAUCUGCCUCUGGAGCUGACCUGGGAGCGGCGUCUGCCAGCGAGGACAUUUUGCGACACCUGCUCUGGAGCUGGAGCGUCUCGGAAGGGACUCUUUAUAUGACAGGAAGUGGAAAUGCGCCGGGAGCUGGUACUUAGACGCUUCACUCUCUGCGUUCAGAAGCAAGCUGCCGCCUGCAGUGGAUUAAUGGAGGUCAGGACUCUUCCACUGACAGCGUCUGAGGAAGGGAAGUCACAGGGGAAGCUGUCUGAAAUCAGGAAUAGCACGUGUACAGGAGAAUUUCCACUACCUUAUUAGAGUCAGAGGACACAACUUUUAUUUUUCUACUCCAGGGUUUAUUGUAGACAAGCGGUUGACAUGUGUCGACGGGAGGUGCCUUCAGCUUUAAAUGGCGUCGUGUUAAAACCGUUGGUGAUGGCAGAAAGUGAAGGAAGCACAAUUGUUUUUACCCCACAAAAAAUCCAGAUUGUUUUCUUUGAGUAACAUUCAUAGAUAUGUUGUUUUUUUUUAUGUUGGAGUUAAGAUUAAACCUGUUUUUAUGUGGCA
Mugil cephalus (flathead mullet) is the source of this 1797-nucleotide messenger RNA. RefSeq names its product zeta-sarcoglycan-like. The transcript has 8 exons. Gene Ontology annotation, cellular component: sarcolemma; sarcoglycan complex. The coding region runs from base 335 to 1270 and encodes 311 amino acids. NCBI's taxonomy places the organism in Eukaryota, Metazoa, Chordata, Actinopteri, Mugiliformes, Mugilidae. Gene Ontology annotation, biological process: heart contraction; cardiac muscle tissue development. The record is from RefSeq and is a predicted model, not a curated record.